GACUUGAAAUCCAAUGGGGUCUCCCCGCGCAGGUUCGAACCCUGCUCGCAGCGACGGGUCAAACCUUUAGCCAAAGCAAUAUCUCUAAUAAUAGAACUACUAUGAAUGAUGGAUUCGCAGCGAAAGCUGGAUUUAUGCAAGAGCUGAGUUGAGAAAGAGAUGUCUCAGGAUGUAGCUGAUGUUUAAAUACAUCUGUAAACAGGAAUCAACUCAUAUUUCAUAGCCUCAGAAUGCAAAAACAGAUGUGGCCAUCAAACAAACUCAGGAAGUGUUUGGUUACAGUAUAACUGAAGGAAGUUGACAGUUUUACCUCUUAUUCCAGCUGACAGUGAUGUUGAGCGCUCUGAUCCUGCUGCUGAACCUUGGAGGAGCCGCGGCUCUCAAGAUCUGCUCUUUUAACAUAAGGUCAUUCGGAGAGAGCAAGAUCUCCAAACCAGAUGUGAGGGACAUCAUAGUGGAGAGCAUCAGUCGCUGUGACCUCAUGCUCGUCCUGGAGAUCAAAGAUGCAAAAGAAAAAGCGUUUGAUCAACUCAUGACUCACCUGAACAACAGGUCCAGGACACGUGCAAAUGAAUUUAGCUCUGUUAUUAGUAAGAGACUCGGGAGAAAAUCAUACAAGGAGCAGUAUGCCUUCAUUUACAGGCAGAAGAUGCUGUCUGUGAAAUCCGUCUAUCAGUAUCCAGACACUCAAACCGGAGAUGAAGAUGCUUUUGCUCGAGAACCGUUCGUCGUGUGGUUUUCGUCUCCAAAAACUGAAAUCAAGGAUUUUGUCAUCAUUCCUAUUCACACAGCUCCAGAAGCGGCUGUGAAAGAAAUCGAUGAACUGUACGACGUUUACCAGAACGUUUCACAGCUGUGGCAAUCAGACAACUUUAUCAUCAUGGGGGAUUUUAACGCCGCCUGCGGUUACGUUCCAAAGAGACAGUGGGUGAACAUCCGUCUGCGCUCUGAAACUGAGUUUGUGUGGCUGACGGGUGACAAGCUGGACACGUCGGUGAAGACAUCCACUAAAUGUGCUUAUGACAGGGUCGUCCUCCGUGGAGAGCAGAUAAUUGAGGCUGUGAAUCCUGAAUCAGUGGAGGUUUUCAACUUUAAAGAUGAAUUUGGCCUCACUGAGCAGGAGGCUCUGGCCGUGAGUGAUCAUUUCCCGCUCUGCAUCACUGUAAAUCAAGCGCAGACGAGAGGAUAACAACCUUCUCCGUUUACACUUUUACUGCUCGCCGGCUUCAUUAGUCCUACAGAUGAGAAUGACAAACAGCUUAUAAG
Labeo rohita (rohu) is the source of this 1266-nucleotide messenger RNA. RefSeq names its product deoxyribonuclease gamma. Gene Ontology annotation, biological process: DNA catabolic process. The record is from RefSeq and is a predicted model, not a curated record. Gene Ontology annotation, cellular component: nucleus. Gene Ontology annotation, molecular function: DNA nuclease activity. NCBI's taxonomy places the organism in Eukaryota, Metazoa, Chordata, Actinopteri, Cypriniformes, Cyprinidae. The transcript is spliced from 8 exons. Bases 332 to 1189 code for a protein of 285 amino acids.